This is a messenger RNA of Capsaspora owczarzaki ATCC 30864, 803 nucleotides long. Its product is annotated as 30S ribosomal protein S4. The coding region runs from base 112 to 693 and encodes 193 amino acids. The transcript is spliced from 2 exons. Lineage: Eukaryota; Filasterea; Ministeriida; Capsasporidae. Gene Ontology annotation, cellular component: cytosolic small ribosomal subunit. The record is from RefSeq and is a predicted model, not a curated record. Gene Ontology annotation, molecular function: structural constituent of ribosome; rRNA binding. Gene Ontology annotation, biological process: positive regulation of translational fidelity; translation.
CUUCAUCCUCUUUUUGGCUGAACAAUGGCGACUCGUUGGACAAGUUCACUCGCGUUUGGUUGUAUGCGUCGAUAGCCCCUGCUUUCUCCAUUCCGCUGCUCUCGAUGAAACAUGGCGUAUCUGUUCUGGCAGAUCGUGUCGUGCUCUAAGACUGUCAAGACUCCUCGCCGCCCUUACGAGAAGGAGCGUCUCGACCGCGAGCUCAAGCUCGUCGGUGAGUUCGGUCUCCGCAACAAGAGCGAAGUCUGGCGUGUCCAGCUCACCCUUGCCAAGAUCCGCAAGGCUGCCCGUGAGCUCCUCACCCUCGACGACAAGGAUUCCCGCCGUCUCUUUGAGGGCAAUGCUCUCCUUCGCCGCCUCGUCCGCAUUGGUGUCCUCGACGAGUCCCGCAUGCGCCUCGAUUUCGUUCUUGGCCUGAAGGUCGAGGAUUUCCUCGAGCGUCGCCUCCAGACCCAGGUUUUCAAGCUCGGUCUUGCCAAGUCGAUCCACCACGCCCGCGUCCUCAUCCGCCAGCGCCACAUCCGCGUCGGCAAGCAGAUCGUCAACGUCCCCUCGUUCGUCGUCCGCCUUGACUCGCAAAAGCACAUUGACUUUGCCCUCAACUCGCCCUUCGGCGGUGGCCGCGCUGGUCGCAACAAGCGCAAGGCCUCCAAGAAGGCUGACGCCCCCGCUGAGGAGGCUGAUGAGGAAUAAAUCCAGUUUUAACGGUAGCUCUGCUUAUCGAAAAGCUCGUCCAUUUCGUGCCUUUGUCCUCCGUAAAACAUUGUUCCCGCUUAAAAUACAAAAUCCCAAAGUUUGCUUUU